AUGAGCUGGGAGACAGAGCAAAGACGUGGUGGGGUCGUGGAUCUAGAUUUAUGGAAGCGAGCUGAUUUGGGAUGGAAGGUGUUAUGUCUAUCGUGGGUGAGUAGGUUGAUUGGAGUGGGUAGAGUUUGGUUUAGAGUGGGUGUGCAUCUGGUUUGGAGUGGGUGUAGGUUGGGCUUGGUUUUCAAUGAUGGACUGAUUGAGUGA
Molecule: messenger RNA, 204 nt
Organism: Dovyalis caffra
Lineage: Eukaryota; Viridiplantae; Streptophyta; Magnoliopsida; Malpighiales; Salicaceae
Source: the annotation of a GenBank genome assembly